UAUAAAAGGGUUAAACCACUUCAAUCAAUCAUUCCAAGUGCGUGGUCCACUAAAAACACAACAACAAUGAUCAGCAAAUUCUCCAUCCUCUGUUUGGUAGCUUGCGCUACAGCAGUCCCAAUUUUUGAGCCUGUUGCUCAAUCCUACUCCUCUCAAACCAAACACACUACAGUUACCAAUGGAGCAGCUCUAAUCAGUCAUGUAGCUCCAGUAGCUGCUGUACAUGCUCCUGCUAGUUCCUACUCAUCAGUAACUUUCGGACACUCCUCUGUACAAGCUGCUCCAGCCAUCUCAUACUCUGCUCCAGUCUACCACGCCGCCCCAGUAUACCAAUCUGUCCCAGUUGUUCAUGCUGCUCCUGUAGUACACUCUGUUCCUGUAGUACACGCUGCACCUGUUGUCCACGCUCCUAUUGUACAAACAUCAAUCCAUGCCGUACCUGUGUACAAACACGUCCAAGAAGAGAUUGAUGCUCCUGCUUACUACCAAUACAAAUAUGGAGUUGAAGACCACAGCACUGGUGACAUCAAAUCCCAAGAAGAAUCUCGUGAUGGUGAUGUAGUCAAGGGUUCCUACUCCCUCCAUGAAGCUGAUGGUACCAUCAGAACUGUUAAAUACUCAGCUGAUAAGAAUGGAUUCAAUGCUGAUGUACAGAAAUCUGGACAUGCUGUUGUUAGCCAUGUAGCUCAAGCUCAUGCUCUUCUUACACCUGUGUACCACAUUGCCGUACUCUGCCUGGUAGCAUACGCUUCAGCAGUUUCAGUUUAUGAACCAGUAGCCCAAUCAUACUCAACCCAAACAAAGCAUACCACCCUUCAUACUGCUGGUGCUCUUGUUAGUCAUGUUGCUCCAGUAGCAGCAGUACAUGCUCCAGCUAGUUCAUACUCAACGGUAUCUUUUGGACAAUCUUCUGUACACGCUGCUCCAUCUGUUGCUUAUUCUGCGCCAGUUUACCAUGCCGCUCAAAUCUACCAUUCUGCUCCCGUAGUACACUCCGCUCCAGUCUACCAUGCUGCUCCUGUAGUACACUCCGCUCCAGUUUACCAUGUUGCUCCUGUAGUACACUCUGCACCAGUUGUCCAUAUUGUGAAACAAGACGAAGAACAUAAUGCUCCUGCUCACUACCAAUACAAAUAUGGAGUUGAAGACCACCACACCGGUGACAUCAAAUCCCAAGAAGAAUCUCGUGAUGGUGAUGUAGUCAAGGGUUCUUACUCUCUCCAUGAAGCUGAUGGUACCAUCAGAACUGUCAAGUACACUGCUGAUAAAAAUGGAUUCAAUGCUGAUGUACAGAAAUCUGGACAUGCUGUUGUCAGCCAUGUAGCUCCAACUCAUACUCUUCUUACACCUUUCUACCACUACAUUAAUCGUGUUCAAACCGUCAAGACUACAAAGAUGUUCAGUAAAAUUGUCUUCCUCUGCUUAGUAGCUUACGCUACCGCAGUUUUCGAACCAGUUGCUCAAUCAUACUCAUCCCAAACAAAGCAUACCACCCUUCAUACUGCUGGUGCUCUUGUUAGUCACGUUGCUCCAGUAGCUGCAGUACAUGCUCCAGCCAGUUCUUACUCAACAGUAUCUUUUGGACAAGCUUCUGUACAUGCUGCUCCAUCUGUUGCUUAUUCUGCUCCAAUUUACCAUGCCGCUCCAGUCUAUCAUGCUGCUCCUGUAGUACACUCUGCACCAGUUUACCAUGCUGCUCCUGUAGUACACUCUGCACCAGUUUACCAUGUUGCUCCUGUAGUACACUCUGCACCAGUUGUCCAUGUUGUGAAACAAGACGAAGAACAUAAUGCUCCUGCUCACUACCAAUACAAAUAUGGAGUUGAAGACCACCACACCGGUGACAUCAAAUCCCAAGAAGAAUCUCGUGAUGGUGAUGUAGUCAAGGGUUCUUACUCCCUUCAUGAAGCUGAUGGUACCAUCAGAACUGUCAAAUACACUGCUGAUAAAAAUGGAUUCAAUGCUGAUGUACAGAAAUCUGGACAUGCUGUUGUAAGCCAUGUUGCUCCAACUCACUCUAUUCUGACAUCUUUGUUCCACCAUUAAGUUUUCUUGUGUUAUUGUUGAUUAUUAUUUAGUGUUUGUUUCUUCUAUUUUGUAUAUAAUAAAAAAUUAUAUCUA
Messenger RNA from Harmonia axyridis, 2121 nucleotides. RefSeq lists its product as uncharacterized. Gene Ontology annotation, cellular component: extracellular matrix. The transcript is spliced from 8 exons. Bases 67 to 2046 code for a protein of 659 amino acids. The record is from RefSeq and is a predicted model, not a curated record. NCBI's taxonomy places the organism in Eukaryota, Metazoa, Arthropoda, Insecta, Coleoptera, Coccinellidae.